This is a messenger RNA of Bipolaris maydis ATCC 48331, 2223 nucleotides long. Lineage: Eukaryota; Fungi; Ascomycota; Dothideomycetes; Pleosporales; Pleosporaceae. The record is from RefSeq and is a predicted model, not a curated record.
AUGAGCUUCAACAUUGCGUCCGACGGCUCGCCUACACCCCGCAAGGGUCCCACCCGGUUCCCAGUACCAGGGGACCUCAGAAUCGACACUUCACCCGAGGCUUUGGGUCAGGCGGUAGGCAACUUGAGUCUAGGCGGCUAUCCAUAUGCUUUGCAACGCAUGUUUGGCUCAGCGUUGACUUCCAAUACACAGGGCUUCAAGCGAUCACUUGGACCUUCUGCCCUGGGCAAUCGAUCGCUUCUGGAACCGCCCAAUCCGCUCGAUGUUUACAAGAAAUCCAGCACGGAAGCCGAUGAGGAUCGAGCCAUAGUGGACUCAGUGUUGCAGCGCUUCAAUAGGCACUCUCCUCUUCAUGAUCCGUACAGUUCUUCCAGCGGCUCUAUUUCCCUUACUCCAGCCACAGAAGACUUCACGUCCACGCCACCCACAGAGAUGGAAAACUCGGUUGUGCUGGUCGAAGCUGUCGAGUUGCAGAAGCUGAAGCUUGAGCUACAGGAAGCUCGCAACGAAGUCAAUCGCGUGAACCAGGAGAUGCACAGCCAUAACGUAGCCCGAUCAACCAUGGAGCACCUCACCCAAUCGUCCGAGCCUGAUUAUGGUUACUCAGACGACGUCACCGAGCAAACUCUUGUAACCCUACAGAACAAGUUCAACGCCUCGACCCAAGGCACCUACGGCUGGGGCAAUGGGUCUGCUCGUCCAGCCCACGUGGGCAGUAAUGGAUUCGGAGCUCCCUAUCCGAGCCAGGCACAAGUACAGACCCGAUCACAGCCCUCACAGUCGAGCUAUCGCCGCGCCGGCUACUUGAACGAGCCCACUCACUUUCCGCUUGACCAAAGCUUCCGCAGCACCAGCAGGGCAAGCAACAUCAGCAACGUAAUGAAUAGUGGUAUGUCCAAUAGUAUGUAUACUGGCUCUAGCAAUGGCAUGGGCAUGGGAAUAGGAGUGGGCAACAGCUUGAGCAAUCCGCCUACUCGUCCAAGCUCCGCAUUUGAUCCUGGAUACAACCAAUACGCUCUCCCGCCAAUGUAUCCUAUUGGUCAUCCGACUCCAAUCGGCACCAUGUCUAGCAACUUAUCUGCGGAUGCGAACGAGUUCAACUUCACCAACAACAUGGGAUCUUCCCCGUGGAAUACACAAGCCCUACCCGAGACCGGCACUACCCAGUACGUACCCCCUGUCGAGCCGAUGAACUACCGUCGUCUGUUGGACCGCAACAUGAGCUGUAACUGGAAGUACAUUGUCGACAAGAUCAUCUGCAACAAUGAUCAGCAGGCGUCCAUCUUUCUCCAACAGAAGCUCAAGGUAGGCACUCCGGAACAAAAGUACGAAAUCGUCGAAGCGAUCAUUUCUCAAGCGUAUGCUUUGAUGAUCAACCGGUUCGGCAAUUUCCUUGUUCAGCGCUGCUUCGAACAUGGUACACAUGAUCAGGUAAUUGCCAUUGCUCAAGCUAUCCGCGGUAACACUCUUGCCCUGAGCAUGGAUGCUUUCGGUUGCCAUGUUAUCCAGAAAGCUUUCGAUUGUGUCCCAGAGGAGUACAAGGCAACCAUGGUCCACGAGCUUCUCCGUCGCAUUCCCGAGACAGUGAUCCACCGCUAUGCUUGUCAUGUCUGGCAAAAGCUAUUCGAGCUUCGCUGGAGCGACUCUCCACCACAGAUCAUGCGCUAUGUCAACGAGGCCCUUCGCGGUAUGUGGCAUGAGGUCGCGUUGGGCGAGACCGGAAGUCUUGUCGUACAGAACAUCUUUGAGAACUGUCUCGAAGAGGACAAGCACAUCUGCGAGCAUGGCGCGCCUGCUGAUCGUAGUCGAGCAAUCGAGCACAUUCUUCGCUUUAGUACAGAGUACAGCAUGGACCAAUAUGCUUCCAAGGUCAUUGAGAAAUGCCUCAAGAUUGGUGGCAGCGAGUUUCUGGACCGUUAUCUCGACCGCGUUUGCGAGGCUCGCCCUGACCGUCCGCGUAUGCCUUUGAUUGACAUUGCGGGUGAUCAGUUCGGCAACUAUCUCAUCCAGUACAUCUUGACCAACAGCAGCUCUCAGCAUCGCGAGCUUGUUGGUGGUCACAUUCGGAAGCACAUGGUGUCACUUCGCGGUUCGAAGUACGGCUCCCGUGUUGCGAUGCUCUGCUGCAACCCCGCCCUUACUACGCGCCCCGGGCCCCCAGCUGGUAUGCUUCCACGCUACGGCAACCCGACGUCGCGACCCACUUUUGGCUCUUUUCGGUAG